GGGAGGAGGACAGACUCCAAACAGAAGAAGUGACUCUCUUACGUCGAGGAGCGACGAGCGCAACCAGCCCAACAUUCACAACCUGACUUUUAUUUUGAUAUUUACAACAACAAAAAAACAAAGACUAUAAACUAUGAAGUCAUCAAACAGUCGCCCCCCCAGAGCGGCUACAAACCCUUUCGUGCACGAGCUGAAACUCACCAUACCACAGACAAUAAAGAUCGCGCUCAUGACGGUGACGGUGUUUCCGGUGCGGCUGCUGCUGGUGGCCUCCCUCAUGCUGCUGGCGUGGCCCUUCGCCUUCGUCGCCUCCCUGCGGCGCUCCGAUUUCGUCAUGGAGCCGCCGUCGUGGUGGAUGAGCGCCAUCGACCUGUGCCUGCGCGUCAUCAUGCGGGCCAUGUGGUUCUGCGGCGGGUUCCAUUGGAUCAAAGUGAAAGGGGAGCGCGCGCCGCCCGCCGACGUUCCCAUCCUGGCCGUGGCGCCGCACUCCUCCUACUUCGACGCCAUCCCGGUGACCAUGACCAUGUGCUCCAUAGUCGGCAAGCUGGAGAGCAGGAGCAUUCCCGUCUGGGGCACGCUGAUCAGCUACAUCAGGCCCGUGUUCGUGUGCCGCUCGGACCAGGACUCCAGGAGAAAAACGGUGGAGGAGAUCAAGCGGCGAGCCCGGUCCGGAGGGGAGUGGCCUCAGAUCAUGAUUUUCCCGGAGGGGACGUGCACCAACCGGUCGGGGAUCAUCUUGUUCAAGCCUGGUGCUUUCAUUCCAGGACUCCCAGUGCAGCCUGUGGUGCUGCGCUACCCCAACACACUGGACACUAUUUCGUGGACGUGGCGAGGUCCCGGCGCGUUCAAGCUCCUGUGGCUCACUCUGUGCCAGACUCACAACCCCAUGGAGAUCGAGUACCUCCCUGUUUACACGCCGUCCAACGAGGAGCGGGAGAACCCCGCCCUGUUUGCCAACAACGUCCGAAAGCUCAUGGCCAGGGCGCUGCAGCUCCCGCUCACGGACCUGUCCUUCGAUGACCGGGAGAUCAGCCUGUCGCAGGGCCCGCUACGCGCCCUCGACUGCGGCGGCCUGCUGGCGUUCCACCGGCUCGUGUGCCGCCUGCGGCUGAGAGCGGGAAGCGCGGGCGACGCGCUGGAGGAGCUGGCCAGGAGAGCCAGGAAGCUGCAGGGAGACGGGCUGAGCGCCGAGGACUUGGCCCAGUUCCUCGAUCUGCCGCUCACGGACGCGCUCGCACAAGUCCACGGCCUCUUCGCCCAGCGUGGAGACGGGCUGAUGGACGUCCGGCUGUAUGUCGUCGCUCUGUCGACCGUCCGUCGACCGUCCGAGUCGAUGGAGACCCUCAAGUUGGCCUUCGAGAUGUUCGAGAACGAGGAGACCGGGGACGUCCUGCAACGGGACCUUGCCGCCAUCUUCGAAAUAAUGUUGGGAGUGAAAAAGGUGGAACUCUCGAGUCUGUUUUCAGCGCUGAAGGGGCCCCGCAGAGCGGCGAUCACGUACGAUGAACUUAGUCGUUUUAUAGAGAAUCACCCGUCCUUCGUCGAGGACCACCUCGUUGUCGAAAACCACCCGCGGCAUCGGGCGGAGAGCUGCAACGGGCGCCACAAAGACGACUGAGGAACGCGACCCGCCGCUCCCGCCUUCGCCUCCUCUGACUUGACCCGACGGCGUCUCCGGGUUCGCCGCAAGGGGCUCCUUUGCGGCGCCUCCGCGCCUUCCAGCGCCGGCGGAGGAGGAGGAGAAGCCGCGUGGCGCCGUGGGGACGGAGGAUGGAGGAUGGAGAUCUCUCUCUCUCCCGCCUUCCUUUACAUUUGUUUCCCCUCUGUGGAAAAAGCUUCCUUUUCAGACGUAUUAUUUAUUGUCGGUGGUUUAGUUUUACUUUCUCUCUGAGGAAUGUGUUGACAAAGGGGACUUUUGGUUGAUCUCAGGCAAAUGGAGCCUCGCCGCCGCCGCCCCCCCCCCCCCCCCCCCUCCUGCUGCUCUUCAUACACGCUAUGUCGCCCCGUGUGGAACAUAUCACGCGGUGUCACGUGCUGCCGUCGUAAGCUAACAAACCAAGAAGCUUUCCCACUGCCAGGAAUGGAGCCCUUUGCCAUGUGAGGAGAACCAGGAAGUGACUCAAAGUGAAUACGAUACAAUCAAAUCUUUUCCGCUAUGCUUUUUGUUUUUAUGACGAUUUUAUUAGUUUAGUCGUUUUUUUUUUGUGUCCAGAUUCUUCUCCCUCGCAAGGAAAAUAUUUUUUAAAAGUUUUUUUUUUUUUUCUUCCCACGGAUGGUUCAGAGGAGCAGUUCCUUCAUUUAACCUUCUCACAGAUAUUACACAUACUACAGAUGGAAAAAAAGCCUUUGGGCUAACUGGUACAUUUACAGCAAUGUUUUAUUAAUGUGCACUGUCCCUACCAAAUAAACCACUAUAAAAAAACAACAAUUAAAUACAUCCUGAGA
Pungitius pungitius (ninespine stickleback) is the source of this 2445-nucleotide messenger RNA. RefSeq names its product lysophosphatidylcholine acyltransferase 1 (gene lpcat1). Bases 134 to 1618 code for a protein of 494 amino acids. The record is from RefSeq and is a predicted model, not a curated record. Lineage: Eukaryota; Metazoa; Chordata; Actinopteri; Perciformes; Gasterosteidae. The transcript is spliced from 14 exons. Gene Ontology annotation, molecular function: lysophosphatidic acid acyltransferase activity; 1-acylglycerophosphocholine O-acyltransferase activity. Gene Ontology annotation, cellular component: endoplasmic reticulum.